This is a messenger RNA of Strongylocentrotus purpuratus (purple sea urchin), 665 nucleotides long. Its product is annotated as ubiquitin-conjugating enzyme E2 variant 2-like. The transcript is spliced from 4 exons. Gene Ontology annotation, biological process: protein K63-linked ubiquitination; DNA damage tolerance. The record is from RefSeq and is a predicted model, not a curated record. NCBI's taxonomy places the organism in Eukaryota, Metazoa, Echinodermata, Echinoidea, Camarodonta, Strongylocentrotidae. Bases 116 to 541 code for a protein of 141 amino acids. Gene Ontology annotation, cellular component: nucleus.
GAUAACGAUUAUCAGACGACGAUCGAUCAUCAAGCAUUGUCCCCACCUGAAUCCGAAAAGUGGAAAAGUUCGGCCAAAAAUUGAGGGAUUUAUGUGAUUUCCAUUUGAUUCGACAAUGACAGGUACAUACGUCGUCCCGAGAAACUUCCGACUUUUGGAAGAGUUGGAAGAUGGCCAGAAGGGAGCAGGGGACGGAACGAUCAGCUGGGGCUUGGUCAGUGAUGAUGAUAUGAUGAUGACAGAAUGGAACGGCAUGAUCAUCGGCCCUAAUAGGUGUAGUUUUGAAGGAAGGAUCUAUAAUUUAAAAGUUAGGUGUGGUAAGAGAUAUCCUGACGAGCCACCCACUGUUUAUUUCAUCACAAGGUUAUCAUUGACCUGUGUAGACCCUCAGACCGGCGAGGUACUAAGGAACAAUUUAUCGGUUCUAGACAAAUGGCAACGAAGCUACUCUAUCAAGACCAUCCUCUCUGAGCUCAAACGCGCGAUGACGCUCAAGGAGAACGCAAAGUUACCACAACCUCCAGAGGGUGCCAAAUUUUAGUUUACCGCACACCUGCGAUUUAGUGGUUAUCUCCUUUCCUUUCUUUAUCCCUCUCUCCCUCUCCCUAUCUUUCUUUCUUUCUCUCUCUCUCUCCCUAUCUCUCUCUCCCUAUCUCUCUCUCUCC